Molecule: messenger RNA, 390 nt
Organism: Tribolium madens (black flour beetle)
Lineage: Eukaryota; Metazoa; Arthropoda; Insecta; Coleoptera; Tenebrionidae
Exons: 4
Coding region: 1-390 (129 amino acids)
Source: RefSeq, a predicted model, not a curated record
AUGUUGGAAGAUGAGAAGAGUGCGCGUCUUACCUGCAAAAAUGCCAUUCGCAUGCCUACCGGAUGCGAGAAACAAUUUUUGAUCAAACGAUUCGAUUUGUGUGACAAUGGCGUCGAUUAUCCUUGCAAAAUUUUCUCGCAUUUCGUCACGAAAAAGGACACUCAACUUUUGACAGCCAACAUGACUUUGGGUGAAGAGUACGGCCACAACACCAAUACUGAGUUGCAAAUGUUUACGGUUUUCUCCGAGAAAGAAAUUAAAGUGAUGGGAGUUAAUGAUACGUUUUGUAAAUUAACAAGGAGGUAUUUGGGGCCCUUUAUGAACGAUUUGGAAAAAGCGGCCCAGAUUUUGCCAGGGACUUGCCCGAUUCCGAAGCUCCUAAGGGGGUAA